AUGCCCGCGCCGCGUCUAGCCGCAGUAGCGCCGCAACAGCGUCUGUCCAUAUACCGCGAGCUGCUGCGCGAAUGCUCGUACCUCCCCCCCGCCGUCCGCCCUACGAUCCAGUCCCUGAUACAGACCCGAUUCCACCAGCAUCGCAAACAUGACCCCCGCGCCCAGCCGCACUGGGAGCGAGCGCAGCGGGUGCUGCGCACGCUGUCAGCCGCCAACACGGGCAACCGCAAGUGCAUGGAGGGUCUCAUCUCCAAGGCGUUUGGCCGGACCGGCACGCGCCGGCGCCAGCUGAUGAGCGAGUUUGUCGUCCCUCAAGGCGCCCAGGACACCAAGGCCCUCGAGGCCCUGACGAGCGGGACCGCCGAUGCGACAACGGAUGCCAGCGGCGGCAAGACGAAGGAGAAGAGGGCGAUAGGUAACCCCAAGAACCGCUUCUUCCAGAAGUGGGAUCAGCCGAAGCUGCUACGGCUGCUGGCCUCGCAGCGCCAGCGCCAGAGCGAGGCGAGGGCCGCCUCCCACCUGCUCGGGCCGGCGAUCAAGUCGACGAACCCGAGCGUCGAGGUGCCCAAGGAGAACAUCUGGGGCGACCCGCCGGCCGAGUGCGUCGUCAACGCCAAGAAGGCGCGCUGGUGGCGGCGCAGCGCGGACAAGAUGCAGCCGCCCCUCGGCAAGGGCGAGUGGGAACUGCUGGGGCGCCUGAGCCGCGGCGCGCAGGAAUCGGGCGAGUGGCGGGUUCCUGCUCGGCGCGCGCGCGCGGGAGCUGACACCGCCGAACAGCAGGAGGAGGAGAGCGAGGCUGCCGCGCUGAUGCGAUACGCAGCGCACACGGCGGCCGCGGUGGAGAGGAAUCGCGGCGCCAAGCGCAUCGCACGGUCUGGCCAGCAGGAUGUCGGGCCGUACGGCCGGUCGCACUCGGGCAGCGGCCUCUCGCCGCGGUGGUUCCGACGGGCAUAUGCCCGCACGUGGAUGCUCACGCCCAAGAUGCAGCAGGACCCGCGGACGCUGCAGUACAAGUUUACGUUUGGAGAUUUAGCCAGUCUCCGAGAGGCUACGCCGCAGCAGCGAUCCAUAUUUGACGGUGUUGACGUCAAUGGCCAGCCGCUGAAGAAGUCUGCCUCGUGA
Cordyceps fumosorosea ARSEF 2679 is the source of this 1122-nucleotide messenger RNA. RefSeq lists its product as hypothetical. NCBI's taxonomy places the organism in Eukaryota, Fungi, Ascomycota, Sordariomycetes, Hypocreales, Cordycipitaceae. The transcript has a single exon. The record is from RefSeq and is a predicted model, not a curated record. Bases 1 to 1122 code for a protein of 373 amino acids.